AGACACCCCCUACCCGCUGCCCUGCAUCAGGGAGAAGCUGAGUGCAUGACGCUGAUGAGCCCUCAUACAGUCGAAGGCAGUACAGUAAAGCGACCAGGAAGGCUCUCCUCUCAGCUCCUUUCCCUGGCUGGAACCGAGCGUAUUUUUUGCACUAGAAAGAGACCAUCUGUGUCGGUAUGACUUAGGUGCUACUCUGUGACUCCACCCAAAUAAUGUUGUGAAAUACGCAAGCACUUCGCAAACUUGAAUGCGAGCUGGCAGGCACCCAAACGCACGCGCGCACAGACACACACACACACACUUUCUGCAGCAGUGUGCAGCCUACGGGACGCUAGCCUCUCUUCCGCGCAGCGCAGACAGUUUUACGCGGUUUGAGAGGGGUGAAGAAAUGGUCGACGCAAAAGGUCGGCUGUCUGGAGUGGACUGACUCGGAUAUUCCCAAUAUUCCCGCUUCCAAUACGUUGGAUACACGGUCCUCUGCAGGGUAAUAACGCGGAGCUGACCGGUUAUCACAAAGUGAUUACCAAGAGCUGGGAUGCCUUGUCUCUCCAAAGAAUGUGUGUGUUGGAAUUCUGCUGAGCCCAGCAGCAGCCAGACCGAGGCUGCCUCGCUACCCGCCCCCAUUGGAUGAGUACGACAUUCCCAUAGAGGGGGGGACGGGGAAGCAUUUCAUGCAGCCUCUGAACUGUCCCUAACCCGUCACCUUUGACCCCUCAGGGGUGAAGCCCUGUCGCCCCACCUCAAGCCGCCACCAUGCCGAUCAUCAGCAAUGCCAACCAUGACUUCAGCAACCUGUCGCUUAGCGACGACAGCAGCCUGGACCACAUCUUCACCGAGAUCCCCGAGACGGAGACCAUCAGGGCGGAAGUACUACAAAGCCAUAAGAAGUCCGCCCGGCCCGAGGACCUGCUGUCGGUGGACCCGGCCGUGCAGGCGGUCAUCAACGUGGGCGGCAACCGCUACACCUUCCCCUGGAGCACGCUGGAGCAGUUCCCUCUGACGCGGCUGGGCCGCCUGCGCCCGUCCAGCAGCCCCGAGGAGAUCGCGGGCGUCUGCGACGACUACGACGAGGCGCGCCGCGAGUUCUUCUUCGACCGCAGCCCGUCGGCGUUCCGCGUCAUCCUCAACUUCCUGGCGGCAGGCAAGCUGCGUCUCCUGCGCGAGAUGUGCGUGCUCUCGCUGCACGAGGAGCUCACCUACUGGGGCGUGGAGAUGGCCUACAUGGAGCGCUGCUGCAAGCGCAAGCUCUUCACGCGCAUGGAGGAGGUGGCCGAGAUGGAGCGCCGCGAGGAGGAGGGGAGGCAGUGGGCCACACAGCAGCGACCCCCGGUGGCCGAGACGCGCUACCGCAAGAUGAUGGCGAGUCUGCGGGAUAUGGUGGAGAACCCGCAGUCGGGGCUGCCGGGGAAGAUCUUCGCCUGCCUGUCCGUCAUCAUGGUGGCCAUCACCGUCAUCAGCCUUUGCAUCAGCACCAUGCCCGACCUGAGAGAGGAAGAGAACAGGGGCGAGUGCUCGCAGAAGUGUAAGCACAUGUUCAUUGUGGAGACGGUGUGUGUGGCCUGGUUUUCGCUGGAGUUCGUCCUGCGCUUCAUCCAGGCGCGCAGCAAGCUGGAGUUCCUCCGCGGGCCGCUCAACAUCAUCGACGCCAUGGCCAUCCUGCCCUACUACGUGUCCCUGAUCGUGGACGAGGAGGACCCGUCGCUGGCCGAGCACGACCGCCCAGGGGGCGGCCGGGGCUACCUGGACAAGCUGGGCCUGGUGCUGCGCAUCCUGCGCGCGCUGCGGAUCCUCUACGUGAUGCGACUGGCUCGCCACUCACUGGGCCUGCAGACGCUGGGCCUGACUGUGCGGCGUAGCACGCGGGAGUUCGGCCUGCUGCUCCUCUUCCUGUGCGUGGCCGUCACGCUUUUCUCGCCGCUGGUGCACCUGGCCGAGAGCGAGCUGACCACCACGGGCGCGCAGGACUUCAGCAGCAUCCCCGCCUCCUACUGGUGGGCCAUCAUCUCCAUGACGACGGUGGGCUACGGCGACAUGGUGCCGCGCUCCAUCCCCGGCCAGGUGGUGGCGCUCAGCAGCAUCCUGAGCGGCAUCCUCAUCAUGGCCUUCCCCGCCACCUCCAUCUUCCACAUGUUCUCGCGCUCCUACCAGGAGCUCAAGGCCGAGCACGACCGCAUGCUGAAGGAGGAGAUGGCCGCCGCCGCCGCCAACUCCUCAGGGGACGACUUCGACGGGGAGGGAGGAGGUGGGGGGUGUCCUGACUACCCCCCACCAGGGCUGUCCGCCACCCCGGAGACCAACACCCCCGGCUCCCUGGAGGACAUCUCGCUGCUGGGGAAUGGAGCGGAGCGCUCGGGGAGCCACCGGAACGAUCUCCCGGCCAGCGCCUUCUGAGCCACACUCCACACUCGAGGUCGGGUGGAGGUUGCGGGACUCAGACAUUAAAGAGACUGGACACACACACACACACAAACACACACACACAGACAGACAGACAGACAGACAGACACACAGACAGACAGACAGACAGACAGACACACACACACACACACACACAGACAGACAGACAGACAGAGACACACACACACACACACACACACACACACUUGAUCCCCAGAGGAUGUGGGACAGAUGGACCCCCUCCCAUCUCCACCUCACCUGCACAGUCCAAGUCUUCCACUCUUCUCUUCCACAGAGAUCAAAGAGAGAGAAUCAAAGAGUUCUCCGCCCGUCCAUUUACUCAAGGACACUGGACUGAAAGGCAAAGGAAUAAGCAAUAAUUUAACGGCCGACCGCGUUUUUUGUGAGACGCAAAAGACAAGAGAUUGAAGAGAAUGAACUCCCUUUAAGGAGUUGUGACACCAAACAACUUCCAAUUCUCACCUUUGCAUUGAACUUAGGGAUGCUGUCACUGGAUAUAUGAGAUGCUCACACACAUACCCUCUUCUCCCCAUUGGCUGUUAACUUUGCUAACAGGUUAUGAACCAGUUAACAGACCUCAUCUGACCUGACACGGUUUCCUUGAUUGCUCUUCCUAAACCCCCUUGCUCUAAUACGUUACGCCCCAGACAGAGAGGUCACGGCACGACUGCAGCCUUCUUCAUCCUCUCUAUCUGAGAUGGGAACACAUUUAAUUGAGUGAACUUUGCGAAACCCUAAAGAAGGAAAAAAAAUAA
Molecule: messenger RNA, 3173 nt
Organism: Alosa alosa (allis shad)
Lineage: Eukaryota; Metazoa; Chordata; Actinopteri; Clupeiformes; Clupeidae
Gene: kcng4a
Product: potassium voltage-gated channel, subfamily G, member 4a
Biological process (GO): potassium ion transmembrane transport; protein homooligomerization
Cellular component (GO): voltage-gated potassium channel complex; membrane
Molecular function (GO): delayed rectifier potassium channel activity; protein binding
Source: RefSeq, a predicted model, not a curated record